AUGAACGAUCCUUGGGACCCAGACUUCGAGCCUUGCGACUCAGACUUCGACUCGUCUGAUGGCGAACUUGGGAAAGGUGACAUGUCGGCCCACUUCACUCGAGCUCGACAGCGAGAGCGCGAGAAAUUGCUGGCAACUGCCGCCGAGGAUCGUCUCUCGUCAAAGAAAUUCCAGAAACAGCUCACUCCUGGAACCGGAAACCAAAAUACUGACUAUGCCAUGUCGAAGUGGGCACAGAGAUUCCAAGAUGUUCGCGAAGUGACCUUGAAGCUCGACCCAAAGUCCACGCCCAGUGCUAGUGAACUGGAGAGAUUUCUCACUAUCAUCCCCGGAGUGAUCCAAGGCCAGGGCGAGAAUGGCGCUAUUUCGUACGGGUAUCUCGACAUGGGUCUCUUUUACAUCAAAAAGUGGUGCGAGUUCCAGUUUCCGGACUUCAAAGUCACUGCUCACGAUGAGCGCCGUUUCACCGCUACGUUGGCAAGACUGGAACGAGAUGGCGUCCUGACCAAGGAGCGGGUGCAGGAGGCCCAGUGGAUCACCAGUGAAACCGUACACCUCCUCAGCAGAAGUAUGCUGCACGAUGCCAUACAAAAUGGGACUCUCUCCUGGGACGCGAUCAUCAUGAAGACGAUGUCUCUGAUCCUUCAAGCCGCCGUUUCGGGCAGAGCCGGAGAUGUCCGCCGAUCCUUCAGGUACGAUGACCCCGACGACGACGAUAACCUUCGUUGUGUCUGCUGGGAGCACAUUGUCAUGCGUAUGGACUUCAGGGAUGACCAAAGGAUAUUCACCGCCACGGUAACUCUCAAGCAUACCAAAGGGCCAAGGGUUGAAUCUGUCUGUCAUGAACUCACAGAAUUGGUCAAGCCUACUCUGAACUGUGCAUGCCCAAUCAAGCUUGUUCUCAUACAUGCACUACGCGUCGGCGCCGUCCAAGAAACAUCAUGGGAUCAGCUGAGACAGAAUACAUGGGCGCGACGCAGCAAGCGAGUAGUCUGGACUCAUCCGAAGCGACCGGUGAUCUGCGCCAUGGGAGGUACCUCCAGGAAACUCAACUUGGAUACCCCUUCUCCUGCAGACGCGGCUGGCGCCAUGCUGAGAGAAGCUUCUAAAGCAGCCGGGCUUCUAACACCCGUCACCCCCCAUGACAUUCGUAGAGGAGCAGCCAAAGAGAUGGCCCACAUUGGUGGAGCAGCCGCAUCAAUGUCUAUCGAGGCCGCACGUCUGGCACUUGGGCACAGCUACGGAGCCAUGAAAGCUGGCAUCACAGAAAGGUACGUUGGUCAUAACCUUCACGACACGUGGAAAGCAAGACUUGAAGGGAAUAUCCCGCGGAGCGCGAAGCACACUCUUGACUUUUCUUCUGAGCGAUUUACACGCAAGAGACUCGCCGCCGAGCAAAUCGAAGACUCCUGCGACCAGAAUGGCAUGGACCCAGAACAUCCACCACAACGAGCCAGAGCCGCACGAGCUGCACGCAUGGCAGAGUAUCAGACUUGGCGGGACACCCAGCUGAGGCUCAAUGAUUCUGUCCCAGAUGGUAUGGCAGAUGUCCCAGUGCUCGAGACCCAGAUCAACGCAGAUAUUUCGGGCCAACCCACCAGUUCGCGUGAGCACGCAGCCGCCGGCGUGGCCUUGAGUGGAGAGAGAGAGCUUCCAGACCUGCUGUACAUGGGAACCAGACCUGUCCGUCAAAGCAGCGAAUCCAAGAAAACCCUGGUCAACGCCGAACUUGUUGGUGAGCAAAAUCCCCUCAUCGGCAUCUCCGACCCGAUUCUCGACGCAGAGCCUGAUGUCUUCGCCAAUUACCUUUGCACCGUGAACGAGUAUUCAGUCGCAACCAGCGCACCGUCUCUUCCGUUUUGCGCAGAGGCGGGUGGAAGCAGAGACCCCCCAACGCGUAAGAUGCAUCGCUGUACCAAGAUCCCAUGUAACAAGGAGUUUCUCAGCCACCUCGACCGAGACAGACAUAGCCAUACUUGCCAGGCUGAAAUGAGACAAGCUUUUGAUUUCGUCUGCGACAUUUGUGGCGGCAGAUACGCUACUGAGAAACAACUCCAGACGCACGAAGCCGAGCACAAGUGGACGCCUCGUCAUUGUGGAUGGCCUGAUUGCAAGGAAGAUACCGUCUUUCAGAGUCUUGAUGCCCUUCGACUUCACCGCGAGCGAGACCACCAUGACCGACCCACCACUUGCUUUGUGACAGGAUGCGGAAUGACCUUCCGAAGACCCAACAAUUUGAAGAAACAUAUCAUGGAGUUCCAUCCUGACGUAGGAGAAGAGCAACUGACACAGUUUAUGCCCAAAUUGAAACGACAGGCGAUUAAAAAAGACUCUUUCAAACCCCAACCAUGUUCUUACCCCGGAUGUACACACCAGGUUGUGUUCGGAACGCGCUCACAGUACCGAGACCACCUCAAAUACCACGGAGUCAGGGGAGACACCCUGGAUCAGUACGUCAAGGAUGACCCUGGUAACUUUCAAGCGACCACUCCACCGAGACAAAGGGCAGCCAAGUACAAACCUCAGCGAUGCAGCCACCCCGGAUGUGAAUGUCGCCAGCGAUUUGGUCACAGGCAUAAGUUGGUAGCCCACAUCCGAGAAGCCCACGGCGCCACCCUGGAAUCUGAAUUUUCACUCCUCAUACAAUCCGAUCCAGAUACCGAUUAG
This is a messenger RNA of Neoarthrinium moseri, 2667 nucleotides long. RefSeq lists its product as uncharacterized. Lineage: Eukaryota; Fungi; Ascomycota; Sordariomycetes; Amphisphaeriales; Apiosporaceae. The transcript has 4 exons. The record is from RefSeq and is a predicted model, not a curated record. Gene Ontology annotation, cellular component: chromosome. Gene Ontology annotation, molecular function: chromatin insulator sequence binding. The coding region runs from base 1 to 2667 and encodes 888 amino acids. Gene Ontology annotation, biological process: DNA integration; regulation of transcription by RNA polymerase II; DNA recombination.